AUGGAGUGGUCAAGAGUUGCUCUCAUUGUGCUUAUUUUUUUACUGUUCCAUCAGACAAGAAUCUAUGGAGAAGAAGUGGAGAUGAAAGUCAGACCAGGAGACAACAUCACUCUCUACUGUGAUCGCUCUAUAACUUCUGGUUUCCUCAUUGUAUGGAUAAGAAACUGCUCUCAUGAAAAUCAACCCUCUCUCAUAAUAGAUUUUACAAAAUGGGAACUGAAGAUAUUUCGGCGUUUCAGCUCUAUCUACAACCGCUACAGUAAUUCUCAUGAUCUACAUAUUACUAACAUCAGUGUCUCUGAUCUGGGAUUGUACUACUGUGCAGAACUAGAGAAAAAGGUAAAUAAAGAUGAAAAAGGCAUCAUCUCCUCAUCAGAGGUGUACUAUUAUGGAAACCAAACAACUCGUCUCUCUCUGGAAGUGUCUUCCUGUUCUGGACCCUUGAACAUCACCUCCACACCACCUCUUGUAUCUGACUGUGUGCUGUGCUGGACGCUGCUGUUCAGUGUGUGUCCGGUGUGCGUUCUCCUCUUCUCCAUUUGUUUGUUCUGCCUCUGUUGUAAGAAAACUACAGGUAAUCAUUCACUAAUUCACAAACCUUUGUGUUUUCUACUUUAA
Molecule: messenger RNA, 618 nt
Organism: Cyprinus carpio (common carp)
Lineage: Eukaryota; Metazoa; Chordata; Actinopteri; Cypriniformes; Cyprinidae
Biological process (GO): response to bacterium
Source: RefSeq, a predicted model, not a curated record